Messenger RNA from Aethina tumida (small hive beetle), 2018 nucleotides. RefSeq names its product carcinine transporter. Lineage: Eukaryota; Metazoa; Arthropoda; Insecta; Coleoptera; Nitidulidae. The coding region runs from base 100 to 1962 and encodes 620 amino acids. Gene Ontology annotation, molecular function: transmembrane transporter activity. The record is from RefSeq and is a predicted model, not a curated record. Gene Ontology annotation, cellular component: membrane. The transcript has 7 exons. Gene Ontology annotation, biological process: transmembrane transport.
UCCCAAUUGAUUUGAUUAUAUUAAUCUUAUAAAGAACCACUAUAUGGCUUCUGCAUAAAAACUCAAUAUCCUAUGUCGUUCACUUUUUGACAGUUUACGAUGGAUAACGUGAAAGAAAAUGAUGCGCAAAAUGACACAAUUGAUUUAGACGAUAUAUUGCCUCAAAUCGGGGAGUUUGGCAAGUAUCAAAAGAUGAUGCUGUGGUUCGUAUGUCUGCCAGCCUGUUUUCCCUGCGGAUUCGGUGCCUUCAAUCAGUUAUUCAUGACUAACGUACCGGAUCACUGGUGUAAAGUACCGGAGCUGCUGAAUUUUACCAAAAAUCAACGGCGGGAGGUCGCCAUCCCGAAAUACAACAAUACUCAUGAGAAAUGUUCUAGAUACAGAGUAAAUUGGACGCAAAUUUUGAAUGAUUACUGCGACGACAUCGACAGUGUUGAAGUUAACAGUUCUUGGCCUCAGGAGAGCUGCAAGGAUGGCUGGGAGUACGACAACAGCGUCGUCUCAAGCAUAGUCAUUGAUUUUGAUUUGGUUUGCGACAAAGAUAUCUACCCGACGUUGGGUUUGGUGUCGUUGAAUUUGGGUGGCCCAAUUGGAGUCUACUUUUUUGGCUGCCUCAAUGACCGAAUUGGUAGAAAGAAGACGUUCUUUUUAUGCUUAACAACCCUGCUAAUUGGAGGUAUAUUAACAGCAGUAGCUCAAGACUUCUGGUGGUGGGCUUCAAGUCGCAUCAUUGUGGGCCUUACAAUUCCAGCUAUUUAUCAAAUUCCUUUCAUAAUUUCUUUAGAGCUGGUUGGUCCAAAUUACAGGUCGUUUGUUACAGUCCUCACGUGCAUGUUUUACACGUUUGGUUUGAUGAUGUUGGCGGGCAUAACGUAUUUAAUUCGUGACUGGGUUUACCUAUCUUACGCCACUUGUGUACCCUUUUUCUUGUACUACUUAUACUGGUUUUUCUUGCCCGAAAGUCCCAGGUGGCUACUAGCCAAAGGCAAGUUCGAGGAAGCCUCUAAAAUCCUAGAAAGUUUGGCACGGAUGAAUCGCAAAGAAUUGCCGCCCAGCUUUCGCCUUCAGUUGAAGCAGAAAAUGAUGCACAAACGUACGGUUAGCGAAGAGGAGGAACUUAAAAAGAACCCGGGUUGGAAAGAAUUGUGUGGCACACCAAACAUGCGACUGAAGACCACUUUGAUUACUUUAAAUUGGUUUGCUAAUGAGACUGUGUACGUGGGUUUGAGCUACUACGGCCCUUCUUUGGGAAGUAACGAGUAUGUGAGUUUUCUCUUGUCGUCCUUGGUGGAAAUUCCAAGUUAUUUUGUUUGUUGGUUGAUGAUGGACAGAUGGGGGAGGAGGUGGCCUCUUUGCUUAUGUAUGAUAUUAAGUGGUGUCAGUUGUAUUGCCACAGUUGUCAUACCAAAUGAUGAUGUUGUUACCACUUUGGUACUGUUCCUGAUUUCAAAAUCGGCGAUAUCAGCCUCAUUUUUGAUAAUAUAUCCUUUCGCUGGGGAAUUAUAUCCGACACAAUUAAGGGGUAUUGGAAUUGGGACAUCAGCAUACAUUGCUGGUUUAGGUCUGAUAAUAAUCCCUUUCAUAACAUAUUUGGGUGCAGAAGUGCUAACACUGCCGUUGAUAAUAAUGGGAGUAGUCUCAGUAAUUGGGGGAAUGUCAGGCUUGAGACUGCCUGAAACACUCCAUCACCGUUUACCUCAAACAGUGGAGGAAGGCGAACAAUUCGGCAAAAAUUUCACAAUGAACGAUUGCCUCCGAUGUAUCCCGAUCAAGCCAGAAUCUUCGGUUUCAUGCUCCUACGAAGACUUGGAAUUAACACCUGUCAAGUUGGAGCCUACUGAAGAAACUCCCCUGGAUCAGAAGCAGAAAAGAUUGUCCAUUAGAAAGCUUACUCGCCAACAAAGCGUAAUGGAUACUCAGAAAAAUCCGGAUGGAACUAUGAAAAUGACGUAUUGGUUUUAAGUUGAUUAUUAGAUGUUUUUGUAAUUUUUUUCUUAAUAAACUUAAUAGACAUUAAA